UUCAUUUCCUGAGAACUGCACUGAGCAGCUGAGAGACCGAAAGGGAGGGAGUCACACAGUGAGGGAGAGGACUCUAUAAGGGAAGGAAAACUGUUUCUCCAGCUCUGCAGCUAUUGACAAGAGCACAGUCACCGCUGACAACAUAAUGUUAAUGCUUGACGGGAUGCCAGCAGUAAGAGUCAAAACAGAGCUGUUGGAAUCCGAACAACGGUCUCCAAAAGUCCACAACUAUCCCACUAUGGAAGCCGUGCCUCUUUUACUUAGUAAAGUGAAACCAGAGCCUCCAGAGGAUUUGCUAUCAACUGACCAGUUCCAAACCCAGACUGAGCCAGUGGACUUGUCUGUACACAGAGCCAGGACCUCCCCCUUAGCUGUUUCAUCGUCACAGUCGUCACCCGUUUCCAUGGCGACAUCGGCCUUCUCCCCUUCUUCCUCCUCCUCAUCUUCCUCCUCAGGGCACACCUCUUCACCAACAGUCAUUGCCUCAGUAUCAUCAGCAUCGUCAACAGGCAUGUUAUCACCAGGCCCACUUGUGGCGUCCACCUCUGGGGUGCGGGGUCAGCAGUUUUUGCACAUCAUCCACCCAGUGCCACCUUCCAGCCCCAUGAACCUCCAAACUAACAAACUGACGAGUCACGUGCAUCGUAUCCCUGUGGUGGUCCAGUCAAUGCCUCUGGUAUACACAGCAGUGAGGUCACCAGGGAGUCUCAACUCCACUAUUAUGUUACCGUUGCUGGAGGAAGGCAGACACCAGGUCAAAGCACAAAUAGACCCAAAUGACUUGUCUCCAAGACAAAUCAAAAGCGACAGUGAUGAUGAUGACCUGCCAAAUGUGACCUUGGACAGUGUUAAUGAAACUGGAUCCACUGCUCUCUCUAUAGCAAGAGCAGUGCAGGAUUCCAUCUCACCAUUCAGUAUUGAAAGCACAAGGCGCCCACGGAGGUCAGAGUCCCCUGACUCGAAGAAGCGGCGCAUACACAGGUGCGAUUUUGAAGGCUGCAAUAAAGUGUACACAAAGAGCUCCCACUUGAAAGCACAUCGGCGGACCCAUACAGGUGAAAAGCCAUACAAAUGCACCUGGGAGGGAUGCACAUGGAAAUUUGCUCGCUCGGAUGAGCUGACGAGGCAUUACCGCAAGCACACCGGAGUGAAACCCUUUAAAUGUGCAGACUGUGACAGGAGCUUUUCUCGCUCAGACCACCUGGCCCUUCACCGCCGCAGACACAUGCUGGUUUGAAGAAGAUCCCUCCACACAAACACUGUAAGAGCAGGGUCUCUUAUAACCCGAGUUCAGCUGGGCUGAACCCAACCCCACCGUUCCCGCCCCGGAGCGUCCGGAAAAAGAAGGAGAUUCUGUGACUUCUAAAAUAUAGGCAUCCUGUCCCAUGCCUUUUAGCUAUGUUGCUUUUAAGUUUGGAGCUUAGGAAACUUAUUUUUGGGCAUCGUUUUUAAUGUCCUCUCCUUUUGUUUAUACUUCAGAAUGAAAUGUCUUGUUUUGUCAAACAAGUAUUAACACAUCAUCAUCAUAAAAAAGUGUUUUGAUUUUCAAAAAGGCGGCCUUUUCUGCAACAAUAAUGUGAAAGAACCAAGACCUCUGCAGAAGAGCAGGCCAUGACUCCAAGACAUCAUCAGCGCCCUGUUUCUCCAAUCAAUGAAGCCAGCGGAGCGGCUCACUCACAGUGUUUCCAAUGUGUUCAGAACUCUUAGGCUUGUCAGCUGUAGGAAAUCAAAGAGAUUAGUUUGUUUCUGGAGUCUUGCAAUAAGGAGUGGCGUUCAGAUAUCAACAAACAAUUGGUGGGCCCCAAGUUCUUGUGGAGUUGAAGAUUGGUGCUGCCACACAGAAUAAAAGUGAGGAAUCAACGUACCGCUUACUAUUUCUUUUAAGAGGAAUUUUUCUGUUGGAGAUCUGCACUUAAAAUCCAGUAUAACUGAUAUAGGUAGGGGUUGGAACCAGCAGAGCCCCCCAGCCCAAGGUACCAGACAUUGCCCCACUCCCUGGCUUCUAGGGAUUCUUUCCAUAUUGGUGGAGCUCUUCUUUUUUACAUAACACAUGUUAAAAAGGACCGUUCUCAAAAGCACAUGGACAACCCUAAUAAUCUCUAUCUGGGCUAACGGAGAUUGUGGGGCAGCCAGUAAAACCGCUUCAUUCUGUCUAUGUGAAUAUUUUUGUGUUCCUGACAUAUGAAAAGAAAUGCACCAGAUGCAUUGUACGCUGUGAUAAGCAAUCAGUAAGGUGCACUUUUAGUUUAUUGUGGGUUUUUUUUUUUUUUUUUUUAAAUCAUCAAAACUGCACUCUCUCAUACCCUUUUCAAUUUCUUAAAUCUGCCUGCGGAUAUACAGUAGUACAAAUCAAAGGCCACACCCCAUUUUAAAAAUAGCAAUAAACAUUAAAUAUUUAUACAUGCAUACCAUUGAAUAGCACUAUGUUAAGCACCAAGCAAGUACAUGUUCUUUAUGAUCCUAAUCCUAAUUAUGUGAAUCCCAGAGAAGCCUAUUGCUAUUGAUUUUUGUUGUCAAUUGGAUCAUCUGUUUGAAUAUAUCAACAUAAAAAGAGAGCAAUACUUUUUAUAAGUUGCAAAGAGUUUCUCUGAAUAUCUCACACCCUCUCAUGAUCCUUCAAAGAACCUGGAGCCAUUAAAACAAGUCCUGCUUUGCCAGUUAUAUUUCUCUAGACAGUAGUUUUAUAUAUGUUUAAUAGAGAAUGUUUAUAGCUGUGCUGACCAUCAGAUGAUGGAGACACAGAGAAUGACGUCACCUGUUGGUAAUACAGUACCUGUCUUUUAUUUACCAGCACAAUGUUCAAAUUGUAUGCAUAUGUUGCCACCUGUAUGAUAGAUGUAUUUGCAAGUGGUUGGCAGUCUCAAAGUUAAAGCCAAGCAUACUUUGUUGUGUGUGGGUAUUAUUAUUUGUUUUAGGUUUGAUUAUGUUGAAACAAAUCCAGAUUAUUUUGGCAAGUUUUAUUCUGAUAGAAGAGUUCAGUAUUAAACAUUGGAUUUAUAAAAGAAUGUGCUGGAAGAUUAGAUUAAUAACCCAAAGUGGAGAGUCUGAUCCCAUUACCUGUGCAUUAAAGUAUUACAGAACACCCUGCAAGGUUUACAAGAAACACAUUACGUUACAUUUGCUGUGUCCCGUGUUGCCUGUAUCACAGUUUCUUACAUCUUUAACAUAUUGCCGACUCUUGACAUUUUUAAUCACACAUCAUGGUUCAUAUAUCAACUGGGUAAUACAUUUCUCAACAUUUACUCAGGAAUAUUCACCAGGAGAAAAAAAAAAAAACCUGUUCUAAGGAUGACGGUGUAUCCAGAUCACAUUCCCUCCUGCAACAAUGUUGGUUUUCUGUUCCCACAAUACACCACUCGCAAGUUCCCACAAUUCGCAUCAGCAUUGUUCCAGGAGAGAGAAUGAACUGGAUAACUGUGAUGUUUGGAAGAAAACAUCAGAGUUUGGAAGUAGGCAUCGCAAUUAUCAUACAGUUUGUUGCAUCACACAAUUUCUCCACCACCACUUUCUCAUAAUGACGCCAGCAUGGAGAGUAAGAUAGCUCAAGGGGUGGCCCCUCCUCAUUCUCUAUGAUCUCUGUGCGCCUCCUCACACUCUGUGAUUGCCAUUCCCCUCCUCAUGCUCUGUGAUCUCCAUGCCCCUCCUCAUGCUCUGUGAUCUCUAUGCCCCUCCUCAUGCUCUGUGAUCUCUAUGCCCCUCCUCUUGCUCUGUGAUCUCCAUGCCCCUCCUCAUGCUGUGUGAUCUCCUUGCCCCUCCUCACUCACAGUUCUCUCCAUGCCCCUUCACCAAGCAAUCAUUCCCUCUACCUUGGCUCUAGUAUUAUGAAGUGAAAUGUGAGAGAAAUGGUAAUAGGGAAUAGCUGAAAGUUGACUAUGUGACCUGGUUAGAUUUUAGAUGAUGAGUGGCUUUCACAAAUCCUCCCAAACACACCAGUCAAGAAGGAUUAGUAGGAAUCUAUCAUAUCCAAUGGAUCCUUUCCUGUAAUAAACCAACAAUACCACAAUAUAUUACAUGUGAAUAAAUACAUAAAUAAAUAAAAGGACUCUCAUAGAGUCAGGGAUUUCUUAAGGCCUUAUCCUGCCAGAAGAAAUACAUUUAAUGGGCUUUGUUUAUACAGUACAUAUCCAGUAUAUUAUUAUGGGCCAAAUGCUGCCAUGGAAACUCAAAAUGGCCAGUCAUUGUGAUAGACAAGUAGCCUUCAGAAAGCUCCUGCCUUCACAAGUUGUGGCAUUGUUGGUAUCCUUAUCCAGAGUGGGGAUGAGGCCAGUUUUAGCUGCUCAUAUGGCUGUUAACUUUUCUCUUGCUUUUCCAUGUAGCUGAAAUAAAACAGCAGGCCGCAUGGAACAACUGUCUGCCUGUCCAGGGUGUCCCUAGUAUUAGUUUUCCACCGAGUGUCUGAAGAUGGAAGUCAGUAUGUUUGUUGUAUGUGUCUGGAUUGAAACAACUUCCCCUUCUUCUUAACAAAAAUACUACCCUGCACUUUGAGCCGUUUUUCAACAUUUUGCCAAUGAUUUAAAAAAGAAAAGUUGAUGAUGUAGUAUCCCUUCUCUACAGGUCUACAUAACGUCCCAUCUCUACAGGGCAACCUUUAAAUUUCAGUGGUAGAAAAAAUAUUUUUAUACACAUAUUAGAGGCUAAUAAAAUCACACCAUUUUCUUUUCUUUGAUAGUUUGUCUUCUCAUAAGAAUUCUUUAACUGGUUCAAAUUAUUUGUCAUUAAAAAUAUGAUUGUAGGUAUAUUGGGUUGGAAUUCUCUGGGGGCUGUAUGCAGUAUUUUAAGUUUAGAUUUUUGUUAAAACAAAAUUCUAAGAAUUCAAAAAAUCUGUUAAACAGUAAUCAAAGAGGCGGGGGGGGCGGAGGGUUUGAACAUUUAAGCAACAUGAAUACUUAUAGUUGGCAAAAAUUUGAACACCUGUUAUUUACUAAGAAAAGAGGUCAAACAGGUCAUACCUUUUAACCAAAAUAGGUUCCUUACCCAAAUCAGUUACUGUUUCUAGCAUAUUUUUAAAAUUCUUAACUUGGAAAAUAUUGUUUAGAUUUCCAUCAGAACUUUUUAUUAAUUAUUUAGCAAGGGGGCACUUCAUCUUUACAACUGAAUAUUGUACUGUACAACAGUUGUUUAAAUAUUAUGUAAUAUAUGUGAUAGUGAAAAGUAUUUUGCGAUUCAUAGUUUUUACGUAGGCUGUAAAUAGUUUAAAAAAGUACAUUUGAAAGGUUUCUAAUUUUAAACAAAGAAAAAACACAUUGUAUAACUUGCAUAUCCAGUUAAUAUAAAUGAUUUUUUGAAGAACAACUUUGAAUCAUGAAUAUAAAUCUUUUUUGGUAUGAUUUUCUAGUCUUCUAUCUUAUCAAGACAAAACAGUGUUUUUUUUUUUUUUUUUUUUUUUUUCUCAUGAUCAGUGGUCACAGUGUUUCUUUUAGAAUCUAAAACCCAUUGCCUGUGAUACACUACAUCAUCGGGGUACACUUGGCAUUGAGAAUCUGUAACAUCAGAAUGCUUUCAAUCGCUUUUAGGAAAAAAAAUAUACCUGUAACUAUUCAAAAAAAGUCCAUGCCUUCUAUUAAAGUAAGGCAUUCGUAUUCUCUGUCUGCGAUGUGUUAGGAUAUUGACAGGACUUUGCUGACUGUGGUGAUGCCUUGUAUUACCAGAACAGAGUUACAGUUUGGCGCAGAAUUGUGUAUAUUCAUAUACAGAACUGACUUGCAAUACAAGUGGCAUACAUUACUGACAAAACCCUGAGCUUGCACAAGAUGAACAGGUUUUAUACCUCAUUAAUGUCAGAGUUCAAUUUAUAUUUGUAGGACAGAUAUUAAAAGGCAACAGAUACCAUUAACUGUUGUCCAAAGACUGGAAUACCAAACCAUUAUAUGAAUGAUUCAUGAUUUAAAAACUUUGUUUAUUCUUAAAAAAAAUGAAAUUCUUUGUUUUAUACCAAUACUGUUGAAGAUUUUCUCUGCAUUGUACACUAUGUAGUUUAGACAAUAACAAUGUUACAAGUUUACUGAUAUUAUGUAAGUGUUGUUCUUGUAUUUAUGUAUAGUGUAUGUAUUGUAAAUAUACUCAGAGCUUUUCAUCUUACUGUAAAUGGUGAUAAAGGGAGUCCAUGGUCAUGAAAUUCUGUCAGAGGGUGAUACUUCCUUAUCUCUUUUAAGAGACUGAAAUGAACAAGUGUUAAGUUUCUUUUGUUUUUUUCCUAAACAUUCUGUCAGUGCAUCGCUUUAUUUUCUGUACUCAACUUUCAUAUGAACUGAGCUGUGAAUUGAAAUAGAGUUUAAACCUAUAAAUGUAUGCAUUUGUAUAAUUAUCUGAAUGGAGGCAUGAAGGUAAAUAAAGUUGCAUUUUGUAUGUAACAAACAGGACUGACUCCAGAGCCUUGCUGUCAGUCAAAAGAUGGCAUCAGCUACAGUAUGAGAGAAGAAUCUUUCAAGCACAUUUUUAGUUCAUGUGAUUUCAUAGAGUGGAGGUGUAAACUCAGGCAUUUUAUGUUACCCCAGUACUAGACACACAAAAAUACCAUCAGGAUACAGAAUGAAUGGCAUGAUACAUACAGUAGUGAUGCUAACAUGGUAGCACACUGGUAUAUGGUACAAGCCAUUGUGGUGCCAUUUGGUACUGUAUGUGAAAAUACCACAACGAUCACACUGAUAUUCAUUAAAACAAAUGUGUUGGUGUGGAAUUUAGAAUUUGGCUCACAACCCAACUGCAGAGAUCUUACAUCAAAGCAUAAAAAGACAAAGUAUACAGUAUGCAACUACAGUAGCAACCAAUCCAAUUCAAAUUUAGAAAAUACACUGAUCAAUAGGGGUCUGAGGGAAUGCCCACUGAGCAUAUGGCAGAAUGAAUUUUUGAAUUGUGUAUUUGGUUUCAGAAAACAGACAUGAAUGAAAUAUAGACCAAUAGCACCUUUUACUGCUGACGGUUUCUCCCUUGACAAAACUUUCAAAAAUAGUUUUUUUUAAAUAUCCAGACCUUACCAAACAGAACUCGAGGUACAAAACAUUGCUUCCAUCUGAUACUGUUGUUCACAAGUCUCUAGUAAUGAUGUGAGGCAUGCGUGACAGGGGGUGUGGGUUAUUCACAGACAGGAGACACAGAGGUGAUUUUGAUGACAUCGCUUAGGAUUUAAUUACAAGACAAACUGAAGAAUCAAGAUGCUACCAGCUAUGGUAAAUCAAGGCCAACAUAAAAUGUAUAAAAGGCAAAAUAAAACGCUGAAACAAAUCUGCAAACAAAAAGCGACGAGCGCUACUCCACUAACAACAGAGAUUCUUCUUACACACCUCACUCCUAUACUUUCACAUGGCAUCUAAAUCCCUAAACUAAUCCUUAUUCCAAAUAUAAUUAAACUACGACCCCGAUUGCACUCCCACAUGUGGUCGUCAUCGACUUUGGCUUCUCCUAUAACAACUACAGCCCUGAUUCCACUUACACACGCCGUCGUAGUAGGCUUCAGCUUCUCUUAUAACAACUAAAGCCUCGUAGCUCACGUAGCUGCGGCCCCUUUGAACUAUUAAACUCCUCCCUGUGAUAAGUACGGUGCCACUGUCUCUCCAAUCCACAGCUGAUCACAAUAGAGUUGUUCAGCAGGCUUUCACCAAGAUCGCCAACUUCCAGCUCCAUCCUACUAUCGAGUCGGCCCACCCCAAGAAGGUGUACCACCAACUUUACUUAGCGCCCUUCCAGGUCGGGAGGUA
Polyodon spathula (Mississippi paddlefish) is the source of this 7694-nucleotide messenger RNA. RefSeq names its product Krueppel-like factor 12. The transcript has 6 exons. Gene Ontology annotation, biological process: regulation of transcription by RNA polymerase II. NCBI's taxonomy places the organism in Eukaryota, Metazoa, Chordata, Actinopteri, Acipenseriformes, Polyodontidae. Gene Ontology annotation, molecular function: RNA polymerase II cis-regulatory region sequence-specific DNA binding; DNA-binding transcription factor activity, RNA polymerase II-specific. The record is from RefSeq and is a predicted model, not a curated record. Bases 146 to 1237 code for a protein of 363 amino acids.